UCUUACAUAAAAAAGACUCAGUCGAAAGAAGGAAGACCCAAACCAACAACAACACUAGGAGAACCAGAAGCGUCUGCAAACGAUAUCCGGAGUUAGUGGGGCGUCAAUUUACAGUGAUGGGGCCGGUGGGAGGGAAUAAAAAGAAAAGGAAAAUAGAGAAGAAAGCUGAAGAAAACGCUUUGAUCUUGGGGUCUUCGGAGGAGGGCUGUACAAAGUGGUGGGGUGUUUUGUCAAAGACAAUUGCUGGUAGUCCAUCGUCUUCACUGAUAUUAGACAGCUUCAAAUCUACUUUCAAGGUGUCUAGAAUAACUUUCGACUAUAUAUGUUGCCUAGUAAAAGAGCGUAUGAUGGCUAAGACACAUUUUUCAUUCGCAAAUGGUAAGCCAAUGACGUUAAACGACCAGGUAGCCUUAGCACUAGUAAGACUUGGGUCUGGCAACUCGUUGAUUUCAAUUGGGGAGUCAUUCGGGGCACACCACUCGACUGUCUCUCAGUUGACAUGGCGCUUCGUGGAGGCCAUUGAGGAAAAGGGUCUUCACCACCUCCAGUGGCCUUCAACAGAAUUGGAAAUGACACAAAUAAAACAGAAGUUUGAGAAAAUCCGAGGCCUUCCGAAUUGCUGUGGCGCGAUCGACACCACUCAUAUAACCAUGCUAUUGACCUCAUCUGAUCAGGAAGCUGACACUUGGCUUGAUCACAAGCAGAACCACAGCAUGAUCCUGCAAGCAAUUGUGGACCCUGAUCUGAGGUUCCGUAACAUAGUCACCGGGUGGCCGGGGAAGAUGACUGACUCCUCCGUGCUCCAGAGCUCAAGUUUCUUCAAACAAUGCCAGAAAGGGGAGAAGCUGAACGGGAAGGCGAGCCAUUUAUCAGGAAAAACAGAGUUAACAGAAUACAUUAUUGGCGAUUAUGGGUUUCCAUUGCUGCCUUGGCUUGUGACUCCAUAUCAAGGGAAAGAACUCUCAAAAGCUGAAGCAGAUUUCAAUAAGAGGCUCCUCGCAACUCAAUCUGUUGCAGAUAGGGCGUUUGCGAGGUUGAAGGGGGUGUGGAGGAUAAUUCAUGGCGAAAUGUGGAGACCGGACCGGCAUAAGCUGCCUCGGUUUAUCCUAGUAUGCUGCAUUCUCCACAACAUCAUCAUAGACAUGGAGGACAGCAUUUCUGAUGACUUGCUGUCGUCUCUCGUCCAUGAUCAAGGAUACAGGCAAGAGAUUUGUGAACCUGUCAACAAAGCAGGAUCAAUUUUGAGGGACAGACUGUCUAUGUAUUUUUCUGGUAGAUGAGUGAAGCAAAAUCUUGCUUGUGCUUAUAGGCAAACUUGUUUUCCUUCAAGUCCAAUAUACUAAUAGGUAGAAGGGGUUGGGUUGGGUGGGCCCCAGGGGUUAUUUAGAGAUUCAAUA
Molecule: messenger RNA, 1397 nt
Organism: Salvia hispanica
Lineage: Eukaryota; Viridiplantae; Streptophyta; Magnoliopsida; Lamiales; Lamiaceae
Source: RefSeq, a predicted model, not a curated record